Messenger RNA from Penicillium coprophilum, 1095 nucleotides. RefSeq names its product bZIP transcription factor. Gene Ontology annotation, biological process: regulation of DNA-templated transcription. Gene Ontology annotation, molecular function: DNA-binding transcription factor activity. The record is from RefSeq and is a predicted model, not a curated record. The transcript is spliced from 2 exons. Lineage: Eukaryota; Fungi; Ascomycota; Eurotiomycetes; Eurotiales; Aspergillaceae. Bases 1 to 1095 code for a protein of 364 amino acids.
AUGGGAAACGUGGUAAGACGCGCCCAGGUCCGUGAAGCACAGCAGGCAUACAGAUCUCGCCAACUAUCCCAGCUCUCGUCACUAAAAGCUCGUGUAGAGCAGUUGGAAGAUGUACUUGGUCAUCUGAGCAAGACGGUGCAGGAAUUUGAUAAUCAAGUGAUCCGGAGUGGGUCGCAGUGGUCUCAACCUCAACUCUUCCGGACAGUCCAAUCACUGCGUGAUGAUAUAGUGUCCCAUUUCAAGCGGGCCGAUAUUCACUAUGAAGAUUCCGCAGGAAACAAAACUUCAGAUCCACCUCAGACUGUCAAUGCAGAAUCCCACGCGCAGGCCGCGUCCGAGGUCUCAAUGGGUAGAUUAAAAGAUCAAACUGAGGAUUCUGACUUCUGGAAACUCUUUUUGGGCUCCUCCGGUGGUAUCAUUCCAUCGAGUGAUACCGAGAAUUUGGAUCACCGAUCGAAUGACUUGAACGUGGUUCCCAUUCCUGCGCCACUAUCUAUUGCUGAAACCCACACCAUCCAAUAUACAACCACACCUUUCACUCAACGGCUUUUCCGCGCUUGCGCUGAAAGUGGUUAUCGAUUCCUGUCAAACAUCUUAUAUAAAGAUGAAGAUAUGUGGGAGUUUGGACUACUAUUACAAAGAAUGUCACGGGCAGAGAUCCGAGAUUAUUUCGGACGUGUCAUCAACAUGGAACCUUGCAAUCCUAUCAUCGAUGCUCGAUUCCCAUAUAUCAGCGUUGGUGGUGCAGGAACACACUUUCCACAACCUUCCAGUGGUGCUUCUUCAGAUAGCUUCGCCCUCUUCCGAACAACAAACGGCGUGUCCCAUCUUCCUGCCGAUGAAGACUGGUUUGACGUGCACGAUGUCGAGAGAUAUCUGUUAAAUCAAGGGAUUGGUGUAGGCGAGUUUUCUUCGUCUGCCCUGACGAUAUCUUAUCCAUCUAGUCCGGGCGCUGGGCCUUCGAACUUGGAGAUCCCCGAAGGCGCACCACCUGGCAAUAUGAUGAUGGUCGUCGACGAGUAUAAAUUGAUCAACAGUACGCUUCCCCUGUUAUUCCCUGCUAUUCAUGGCAUCAACUAUGGUGAUAAAAACUAA